Molecule: messenger RNA, 5780 nt
Organism: Salvelinus fontinalis (brook trout)
Lineage: Eukaryota; Metazoa; Chordata; Actinopteri; Salmoniformes; Salmonidae
Product: zinc finger protein AEBP2-like
Exons: 8
Coding region: 120-1478 (452 amino acids)
Biological process (GO): regulation of transcription by RNA polymerase II
Cellular component (GO): ESC/E(Z) complex
Source: RefSeq, a predicted model, not a curated record
CCCUCGCGUCCCGGUUGAACACUCAUGGUGAAGCAGCGCAUGCGAUUGGGAGAAAGAACCAACUUUGGGGGGGGGAGAAGUAGCCUACAACACAAAAUAGCUUACUAAGAGCUGUGAACAUGGCUGCAGUUACAACCAACGGUACCGAACAAGACUCAACACCGGCAAACGAGCAAAAUGGAACAUUGGCCAUGGGAGAGAACGGGAAUAAUAAGCAGGGCCCUACAGACUCGAAACAGGAACCGGGUGACAACGAGGACGAAACAGAAAUGGACGUGAGCAACCGAGACAGCAAAGAGGAGAAGCCUUCAGUCGCACCAGAAGUCGCCAAAGAAUCGAUUUUACCCACGGAAAACGGCAACAAAGAAGACGAACCGGCCUGUGAACUGUCUGAACCGGUUAAAAGUCCCGUGGAGGGAAUCCCUGCGAGCAGCACCGAAACCGGAGAGAGUACCGUGGAGCUGAAUCAAGAACAAAGAGAGGAGAGCGUGUCCUCGCCUCCUAGCUCCGACAAGACCAAAAGCGAGGAAUCCACGGAGAAAACCGACCACGGUAUCAAAAGACGGGCCAGUGUCGAGAUAUCAUCCUCGGAUGGAGAACCUCUCAGUCGAAUGGAUUCGGAAGACAGUAUCAGCAGUACUCUGAUGGACAUGGAGAGCACAGCGUCCAGCGGGCGCUCCACACCUGCCAUGAUGAACGGGCACGGCCCUGGCACCGCCACCCCGUCGGUGGGUAAGGGCGUGGCAUACACCUGCUGCUGGGACCAGUGCCAGCUCCUCUUUACCACCAGCCCAGACCUGGCUGAGCACAUCAGGGGCGUGCACGUGGACGGACAACGGGGAGGGGUGUUUGUGUGCCUGUGGAAGGGCUGCAAGGUGUACAACACCCCGUCGACCAGUCAGAGCUGGCUCCAGAGACACAUGGUCUCACACAGCGGAGACAAACCAUUCAAGUGUGUGGUGGGGGGCUGCAAUGCCACGUUUGCCUCCCAGGGGGGGCUAGCGCGCCACGUACCCACCCACUUCAGCUCCCAGAACUCCAACAAGCUGGCCAAUCAGGCCAAGAUGAAGGAGGAUUCACCUUCGAAGGCGGGGCUUAACAAGAGGCGGAAACUCAAGAACAAACGCAGGCGGUCUUUACUGUGUUCUGUCCCUCCAGCACGACCUCACGACUUCUUUGAUGCCCAGACCAUGGAUGCUAUCAGACACCGGGCCAUCUGCCUCAACCUGGCUACACAUAUAGAGAGCCUAGGCAACGGACACAGUGUGGUGUUUCACAGCACGGUAAUAGCGAGGAGGAAGGAAGAUUCUGGGAAGGUUAAAGUCCUCCUCCACUGGACUCCUGAGGACAUACUACCUGAUGUGUGGGUGAAUGAGAGUGACCGGCCGCAGCAGAAGACCAAGGUGGUCCACCUCUCCCAGCUUCCCCAGGAGACACACGUACUGUUGGACCCCAACAUAUACAGGAUGUUCUUCUAGAGACUAAGAAGGACCAAUCAAAAGGGACUCAGAAGGAGCCUGACGAUGUCACCCCGCACAGGAAGUCUCUAUGUCAUAUCCUGUCUGGACAGGAGUGGAGAAGACCAGAGAUUUCAAUACCUCUUUUAUUCCCCCCUUUUUCACUUUCUGCUCUUUUCACUUUCUUUUCAAUGUCAAAUUCCUCCAAAUGAUGAAGUGAAUUUAGUAUUUGUUUUCAAUGGUUUCUGAAAAUACACUAUAUAUACACAGUAGUAUGCAGCCACCUCUUCAAAUUAGUGAAUUUGGCUUUUUCAGCCACACCCGUUGCUGACCGGUGUAUUAAAUUGAGCACAGCCAUGCAAUCUCCGUAGACAAACAUUGGCAGUAGAAUGAAGAGGGUUUCCAUGGCCGAGCAGCCACACACAAGCCUAAGAUCACCAUGCACAAUGCCAAGCGUCAGCUGGAGUGGUGUAAAGCUUGCCGCCAUUGAACUCUGGAGCAGUGGAAACGCGUUCUCUGGAGUAUGAAUCACGCUUCACCAUCUGGCAGUCCGACGGACGAAUAUGGGUUUGGCGGAUGCCAGGAGAACGCUACCUGCCGGAAUGAGGUGUGCCAACUGUAAAGUUUGGUGGAGGAGGAAUAAUGGUUCAGGCUAAGCCCCUUAGUUCCUGUGAAGGGACAUCUUAAUGCUACAGCAUAUAAUGACAUUCCAGACGAUAUUGUGCUUCCAACUUUGUGGCAGACCCUUUCCUGUUUCAGCAUGACAAUGCCCCCCUGCACAAAGCGAGGUCCAUACAGAAAUGGUUUGUCAAGAUCGGUGUGGAAGAACUUAACUGGCCUGCACAGAACCCCGACCUCCACUCCAUCGAACCUUUGGGUUUAAUUGGAACGCAGACUGCGAGCCAAGCCUAAUCGGCCCACGUCAGUGCCCGACCUCACUAAUGCUCUUGUGGCUGAAUGGAAACAAGUCCCUGCAGUAGUGUUCCAACAUCUAGAAGAAAGCCUUCCCAGAAGAGUGCAGGCUGUUAUAGCAGCAAAGGGGGGACCAACUCCAUAUUAAUGCCCAUGAUUUUGGAAUGAGAUGUUCGACGAGCAGGUGUCCACAUACUUUUGGUCAUGUAGUGUAGGCCAAAUGUAUUAUAUACUAGGUGCUAAACAUUUUAGCUAUUUUGGGGGUGUUUUAGUUAAUACAACUAGACUACGAGCUUAACAGCACAGUUACUUGAUAUUGUAGAGACCUAGUUGCAUUUUGUAGAGAGACGUGUCUUUGUAAAUACUCCUGGAGAUUGGUAAUAUAUUUUUAUACCUGGAAAUUGUACUGUAGAUGUUUUAUUAUUUCUGCUCCAUUUAAAAAAAAAAAAAAAAAAAAAAAAAAAAAAACGUUUUAAACUGUAAUAAUUGUACAUAAUGCAAUAGGAAAAUAGUUAUUUCUUUAAAGGCUGUUAAGUACACCCUGUUCCUGUCUGACACUAGCUAGGUGCAUUUUACUGUCGCAGCUUCUGAUAGUUAAGAUGAUGAGGAAGUUGUAAGGUGUGUGUGUGUGUGUUUCUGUAUGUUAUCUUUGUGCUGCUGGCAAUAGGCGAGUAAUAACAGUAUUAUUAACCCCUCUCUCUCCAGUCUUCUGUCAGUCUGGCUAACUAACCUCUGCAUGUUAGUGUCCGCAGGGAUUGGAGAUGAUCAUGGUGAACUAUACAGUAGGACUGUUCUUCACGGUCUGUCUGAAUAGCUACCGGAGAGUGUGUGUGUGUGUAGAGGUCCAUUAUAACAUGGCAUCACAGUUUUUUUUUAGUUGAAUAAAAUGUUUAAUUAAACCUGUCAUCUCUAAUAAUUGCCUCUGACUUUAAGCAGUGGCUUGAUGAACCAGUGGUUAAGACACUGCACUGUAUUCAAAAGGGUUGUUGGUUUGAAUCCGGCAUGGGUGGGAUGUCUGUAGAGAUUGUGGUUGUUCUGUUAAAAUUGCAGUACUGAGCAGUGUACUGUUGACCAUGACGCCACAGAUAGUGAUACUGGUGCUCACCGACAGGACCUAGCAAGCUAUUGGGCUCCCUGUGCGACGGUUCCAUACACAUCUGUACUUUUCUGUGGCUUGGUCGGUAGAGCGUGGUUCGCUGUCUCUCUGGCCUAGUUUGUGAGCGCUGUUCUGGGGUUGUUCUUUAGCUGGUGCAGGCUGUGUAGGUUAUUCUUUAGCUGGUGCAGGGUGUGUGUGUUGAUCCAGAGCAGGGCUGUUGUGGUGUUUGGGAGGCUGUGUAACAGGCUUGUUUGGGAGGAAUGCAGGGGCAGCAGGCAGUGGUAGGGGCAUCUGGGACUGAUUUGCUGAGCAGAUUUGUGAGCAUGCUGCGGAAGGACCUACGACCCACCCAAUAAGUCAUCCUUCAGCAUUGUGUGUGUGUGUGUGUGUACAGUGCUGUCAAAAACAUGUUUUGUUGAAUGCAUUUCAUUUGGACAGGGAUGUAUGUCCAACUCGCAUGACUGUCUAUAAUGAACUGACUGCAUUGAAAGUCGGAUUAGAGAAUGUUAUUUACAUCUAGGACAAGCGCAACUGAUAAUUAAAGUAAUCAAUGACUGCUGACAUCACCUCUGGAAUAUUGAGGUAUGGAACAACAAAACAUUGAUCAAAAGCAAUAUUACCAGUAUCAGUCCACUGGGCCCUACAAUAACAUCAUGAAGCCUCUAGGCUAGCGGUAAUCUAUCAAUAAUUUCUCACCAACUGACGAGAUCUGGCGUUAGGUUUGUUAGUGUUACAUGAUCAAUGUCGUCUGGUGGUGACUGAAAUCCAUAGGUUUUGAAAACAGGUUAUGAUUCCGCCGAAGUGCCAGAUUCCUACUGAGAAUGUGUUUGGGUUAAUUACUUCUUUAUGAACCAGUAUAUUACUUGCUAGUUAUCCAACAACUUUGAUUUGCAGGGUGCAAGUUGGGAAGGAAGAAAAAGUUUUUUUUUAAAGAUCCCAAUCCAGAUUUUUUGGCUAUGACUAGUAUUGUCGAGAUCAAGAAUUUAGGUCUUAUAUCAAGAACAAAGGCAAUAACGUAGAACCCUAAAAUCACUUCUGGGAUACUUUUCUCGGGCCUCCGUUCCAAAUGGUUUUAAAAUAUGAAUGCUGGCAGAAAGCUUUCAGGGUAGUUAGUCUGAAACAGUUUCUUCUCUCUCCCUAGAAGAUCCUAGUCAUUUCAUUAUUCCGUAACUAUGGCUGUGGUGAUAAGGUCAGCUGUGGUUUGCAGUAGCCUGCAAUUCUAGAAUAGUUAUUGGGGGAAAAGCAGGAGCCACAUAAUCCAGAGUGGUUUCGGGUGAGGGACAGCAGUCAUGGUAGAGGAUCUAGGCUAACGCAGACGGCAGCACAUUGUGACAGGCUGUAGCCUCUUGUAAGGCAAAGUGAGCCAAACACAUGUGGCCCAUUCCGUGUGGGUGUCACUGUAUUCAUUGCCAUGAUCAUAAUCAGACUAAUUUCAUCAACACUCAUUGUUAAUCUUUCUUCGCAGCUAUCUGACGUGUAGGCUAACUGCUAAUGCUAUGUGUGUAGGAUAAACCACUAAUGAGAGAAGUCCUUUUUCUGUGAUCUGUGUUUGACCUCCGCUUGAGGGAUUCUCCCAUGGCGCUGUCAUGCGUGUCACACAUUGCGUGUUGUAAGGCCAGAAGCAUGUAUGGCAAGGCCUGUAACUUUUUUUCUCUCUCACACACUCACAUACAUGCAUACACACAUGUUGCACUCACACACACACACACAAAUUCAUUAUCUUUGGGAUUUGAUCAUAAGGGGUAUUUUUUACAUAAGAUUCACAAGCUCUGUCUUUUAUCAAGCAGAUUGGAUCUGAUUAGCCAGAUGCUCAUAAAUCAUGAUUUGGAUAGGCUGCUAAUUUGGAUUUGGCCAUCUUAACGCAAUACAGUCCAAGAACAUUGUGUCGUUUAGCGAUUGUGUUAAAAGAAAUGUCAUAAAAACGUUCUCCCUUUAAGAGAAUUUGAUUUUAAACUAUUCCCCUAUGGGAGGCGGACUGUUUAACUCUCCCAUACUUUAAAACCAACUUUGAGAAAGUGGAUCUAUAGCUGUUUACCACUCCAAGUAAACAGAGAGAAUGUUUGUGGCACGGUUAACAUGGGAAACAACGCCACAGGGUUUCACUUAUAGCUUGAACACAUACCUUAUAACUGCAUCUUUCCAGGGGGCCUCAGAUUAUAGCUAGCUGUCCUCCAACAAUGAAGAACGUGGUCUUCUGGGAGAAAAUGGUGGUCUUGAAUGACAUCAUGGAUUUACCACAAUUCCCAGAGGUGGCUCUAUACUGGGGAUGUGAGUUUCUCUCAUCACUUGACUCAUAAUAAACAUAUAGCAAAUGA